This is a messenger RNA of [Candida] anglica, 562 nucleotides long. Lineage: Eukaryota; Fungi; Ascomycota; Pichiomycetes; Serinales; Debaryomycetaceae. The record is from the annotation of a GenBank genome assembly.
UGGAUUCGCUUCCAUUCAAUACACCAUAUUUUCGUGAAGUUACGAGGUUGCACGAUGUCUCUCUGUAAGACCCGGUUACAGGAAGAAAGAAAACAGUGGAGAAAGGACCAUCCCUUUGGCUUUUUUGCUAAGCCAAUCAAGGCUCCAGAUGGUUCCCUUGAUUUGACACAAUGGAAGGCAGGUAUACCUGGUAAGGCCAACACCUUAUGGGCAGGUGCUGUCUAUCCAAUCUCCAUAACCUUUCCGGAAGAGUAUCCAUCAAAGCCUCCCAAGGUGAAGUUCCCAGCCGAGUUCUACCAUCCAAACAUCUACCCCAGUGGAACUGUAUGUCUUUCAAUCUUGAAUGAGGAACAAGAUUGGCGUCCUGCUAUCACUUUAAAGCAAAUUGUCCUUGGUAUACAGGAGCUUCUCGACUCUCCUAACCCAGACUCCCCUGCUCAAGAACCUGCUUGGAGAGCUUUCCAAAAGGAACGUGCUGUUUAUGAGAAGAAGGUCAAGGAACAAGCCAAAAGGUACGUUUCAUCCACAUAGUUGUAACAUUAGAUAAUCAUAUAUAAUAAGA